Molecule: messenger RNA, 759 nt
Organism: Lottia gigantea (owl limpet)
Lineage: Eukaryota; Metazoa; Mollusca; Gastropoda; Lottiidae
Exons: 6
Coding region: 1-759 (252 amino acids)
Biological process (GO): positive regulation of hippo signaling
Cellular component (GO): plasma membrane; cell junction
Source: RefSeq, a predicted model, not a curated record
AUGAAAGGGGUGAAAUUUGUUAAUGCUCGCUGGUGGGUGUUUAAAAAUGAUACUAAAUUAUUAUGUUAUCCCUUUGGAUUAUCACUGUUUUCGACUCAACCAAAUGAUCGAGAAACGAUACGACAGAAGUUGGCGAUGGGUAGCGGGGAAGAAGAGUAUUAUUAUAAUGAACGUGCGUUUAAAAAACCCAGUUUUCAAACUCGUUUACAAAGUGGCAUGAACUUACAAAUAUGUUUUAUGAAUGAAGCCAUGAAUGAAGCUAACAACACUCUUCCAGACUCAUUACAAGUCACAUCAUCAUCACAACCACCAGAGCAACAACAUCAAAAACCAGAAUCAACAGAACGUCACAGUCCUCCAGUUAAACACACAGAUGUUAAAAAUGGUCAUCGAAGUAAAAGAACUGGAGAUAGAAAUAAAUCUAAAGAUGAUAAUAAAAAAACUUCUCAUCCUUCCAGAUUAAAAGAAGAAGCCAAAAUAGCUUUAGCACAGGCCAGCACAAUGGCUCAUAUGCAACUAGAAGUUGAAAAACAGUUAAAAAAGAAAUCACCUAUAGCAGAUAUGGUUGGUAUACCAAGUUUAGGAGAUGGUAGAAGAAAGAAAUUCAAUAGAAAAUUAUUACAAGAAAUGAAUUUAGCUCAAUUACAAAUUCUAGUCAACGAUGUACAUACACAAAUAGAAAAUAUUGGAAAAUACGAUUUAUGUGUUUUCUACUGUCAUGAUUCACUGUGUUUUGUGUCAGUUGGACAACUGAAGUGA